Molecule: messenger RNA, 1053 nt
Organism: Penicillium argentinense
Lineage: Eukaryota; Fungi; Ascomycota; Eurotiomycetes; Eurotiales; Aspergillaceae
Product: putative mitochondrial carrier protein
Exons: 5
Coding region: 1-1053 (350 amino acids)
Biological process (GO): transmembrane transport
Molecular function (GO): transmembrane transporter activity
Source: RefSeq, a predicted model, not a curated record
AUGACUAUAGAUAAAACCUCUGAACAUGCACCCUUUUCUUCUCCCUCUUCCAACGCAUCGCCCGUCAUGUCGGCCAACAACGCCUGGAUCAUGGACGAGCCCACCCGCAACCGACUCCUAAAGAGAUACAAGACCCAGGUGGCUUCGGCGACCUCGACUGUCUGCGCGACCCUGGCGGUGACUCCACUAGAGAACAUCAAAACCCGCAUGCAAACCCACAACUUCAAGAACGUCUUCCAAUGCGUCCGUUACCUAUGGCGCACUGAAGGCCCUCGUGGCUACGUAGCUGGAUGCCUCCCACCGCUGGCCAGUGUGACCGCCGUCCGCGUAGUCAACUUCACCAUCUACAACUCAUUCAAGCACCGGAUCGACGACACGUUCAAAAGCCUCACUGGCAAGUCACCGCUGGACGAGUACAAGAAGCCCGGCAGCACGCCCACGGCUGCAGGAAUCUUCAUGUUCACGGGCGCCGGUCUCUUCGCCGGCCUCGUGGCUUCUCCUCUUGCCUGCCCCUUUGAACUGGCCAAGAAUGUCGUCCAGACUUCCGUCCUCGUCUCUAACCGCGCAAUGGCUGACCCCAACGCCUCCCGCAACCCCUCGCUCCGCCACAAGCCGCGCCUCGGCACGAUCCAGGCCAUCAACCAAAUCGUCAAGCGCCACGGAUUCUUCGGUCUGUACACGGGCUUCAGGCUGCACGCGAUGCGCGACGCCGUCGGCACCGCGCUGUACUUUGGCAUCUACGAGACCGUCAAGCAAGUCGCCGCUAAAGAACUGGGCGAAGGCAAGUCCCCCUUUGGCGCGCCCAUGAUUGCCGGUGCGAUCUGCAGUACACUGCCGUGGUUCUGUACCUACCCCCUGGACACGCGCAAGACCCGUGCACAGAGCGUCCUCCUCGGCAAGUCCAAGGAGAUCGGCGAGGCGUCCAUUGCGGUGGCUAAAUCGAGCAUGUACAAAGGACUCUCGAUCAUUCUCAUUCGCACCGGUGUGAACAACAUGAUUCUUCUCAGUAUUUUCGAAUACAUCAAGGCGCGCAUCGAUGAGCUGCCGGCCUAA